Messenger RNA from Salmo salar (Atlantic salmon), 1896 nucleotides. RefSeq names its product interleukin 17 receptor B (gene il17rb). The record is from RefSeq and is a predicted model, not a curated record. NCBI's taxonomy places the organism in Eukaryota, Metazoa, Chordata, Actinopteri, Salmoniformes, Salmonidae. Gene Ontology annotation, molecular function: interleukin-17 receptor activity.
UCGACCGAUCUUUGAAUUCUGUCACGCACUGCAGAGACAAAGAGAGCAAACCACGGAGCUCUGGAUUUAGUUUGCAGUGCGCGCCGGGAGCAGCAGAGUGGGAGGAGUCCUACAAUGAUCUGUCUCACCGUGACAACCUACAAUCCAGCGCGCUGGGUGCCACGCGCACGUAGCCUAUCCAACCUAUAUAACCAAGGGGUUCAGAGUGAUCGUCAGUAGGCGGACGGAUUUGGUGUUCGCAACAGUUUAUUAUAGGGCAAACCUUUUCACCAGAUAUUUUGCAACUACAGAUUGAUAUAUGAUAAUUGUUUUAAGUCAUGAGGACCUUGCUGUUGAUUAUAUUCUCUAAAUUACUUACUGCUCAGCCGUCACCCACAAUUAGUGUUACCUGUGAGGAAUCAGAAGAUGUGAUACCACCGGAAUGGAUAGAGAUUCCUCAGGCCAGUCCUUCUCUUCUGCUCGCACUCAAAGUUGCUGUUCUGCCUGAAGACUUUGGGGCUAUUCGGCUGAAUAUAAGUUGGGCCAUCAACAUCGACCAAAGCAUUCGCUAUCUCACAGGAACUUGGAUCACUAUAGAUGAUGAUGCAUACCGCUGUCGGUAUGAACCACCUUUCAUAGAAGUUGACCUCAGUGGUCUUGAACAGCUGUGGUUCUAUUACCUUGCACCUGCAGAGCCAGGGCUCCAUCUGGUCAUCACUGCUUACAAUCUUCCGAAUCCGGCAGAUGGCGAAUUUUCCAAGUUUACGACAUGUAAUGUACCGUAUGCGACAAAUGACCACACAGCUGAGUUGAGAAGGCCUACUUCAAACCCCACUGUGAUGCCCAACUCUGUUACCACCCGUAAUGAUGAUGAGGGGAAACCAGCAAGCCUUCUAGUAGUCUAUCUUGGAUGCUUAGCUGGGCUCGUGGCACUGGUGGCCUGCUCUCUCACUCUGUAUCAAAUGUAUGGAAUGCACUCAAAUUCCCACUUCACUGAGCUGCCGAAGGCAACUGAGGUCACUGUGUCGGUGCUGGUGGUGUACCCUGCAGAAAACCCUGUCUUCCAGAGAGCUGUGCUAGCUUUUGCUGAGUUCCUCCAGUGGCAUGGUGGCUGCCAGGUGGCUAUCGACAUGUGGCAGCAUGGCAGGCUGGCAGAGCAGGGCCCGAUGCGCUGGCUAGCAGAUCAAGCAAAAUCCGUAGCCAGGGUGAUGGUUGUAAGCCCGCAGCCCAACCACUGCCACACUGGCCCAGGGGAACACACAGUACCAGCCGCGGCUCAUGACCUGUUUCCUCUGGUGCUCAAUAUGGUGGCAAGCCACGCUCAAAGCCCCAACGAGCUGGCCAAGUUCUGGUUGGUGCACCUAGGCAAGGCCCCGGAGAGGAGCGGCCUACCUGUGGAAUUGACAUCCUGUAGGGAAUUUAGUCUGAACAGGGACUUGGAGAAACUCUGUAGACACUUGCAUCAGCAGGGCUCCAGAAGACCAGGGUUAAUGUUCAGAUCAGGGUUGGCCUAUGGGGAGAAGGCGACAGGGAAGCUGAAGGAGGCUGUGCAGCAGUUAGAGGCAUGGCAAUGCUCUCAGCCAGGAGGUGCAGGGGAGGGAGCUUCUUUGACCAAAUUGAUAGCUAGACUGUAAGAACCUGAUGAUCCUGGUGUGAUGACAAACCCAGAGCUUAAAUAGUAAUAUGAAAAUAAUCUAAGUAAAAACUCUCUUUGACCACUUAUAGAACAAUGGGACUGCAAAAAUGAGGGCAUGCUAACUUUUCUCACUUAGCUUUAAGAUUACUUUUUAAAUAGUUUAAUAUGUUAUCUUUCAUCAAAUGUUUCUGUUUUGGAAAUGAAACAAGUAUUCUAUGGCGUUGACAUUUUUUAUACACUUAUUGAAUGUUUUGUUUAUGUAAAUAAAUACUUUAAUCUAA